Artibeus jamaicensis (Jamaican fruit-eating bat) is the source of this 405-nucleotide messenger RNA. It is a transcript of the gene QRFP, whose product is annotated as pyroglutamylated RFamide peptide. The transcript has a single exon. NCBI's taxonomy places the organism in Eukaryota, Metazoa, Chordata, Mammalia, Chiroptera, Phyllostomidae. Gene Ontology annotation, molecular function: orexigenic neuropeptide QRFP receptor binding. Bases 1 to 405 code for a protein of 134 amino acids. The record is from RefSeq and is a predicted model, not a curated record.
AUGGCGAACCCAUACUUCCUGUCCUGGCUCCUCCUCCUGCCGCUGGGCACCUGCCUUCCUCUGCUGGACAGAGAAGCGCCCACGGAGGCCAGGGGUGGCGUCCAGAGCAAAACAAGCGGCGCCGACCUGGCGGGGGGACACCGCGCCUGCCUCCCAUGGGGCUCCUCUCUGUGGCUGACAGCCGCACGCCCCCUGCUCGUCACGGCCCAGGGGCCGCAGCUGCCGGGCAGAUUGUACGCGGGCCUCAGGUUUCGGUUCAGGAGGCAGGAAGACGGCAGUGGGGCUGCGGGCCUCCUCCCUGCUGAUGGCGAGGAGGCGCGCAGCCUGCUGGGGACCCUGGCCAAAGAGCUCCGCGGCUACAGCAGGAAGAAAGGCGGCUUCAGCUUCCGCUUCGGCCGGCGGUGA